AUCCUAAAAAUCAAGCUGAAGUUAAAACAACAGUAGAAAGUUUUGGCCGUGCCAGCUCCGCUGAAAAUCAUGUGGAACGAAAAGCAAAAAAUGAGCUUAAAUACCUCAAAGAUACCAUCAUAGAUCUGGAACACGGAAUGAGAAUCGAUACAUCGGAUUCAAAUUGUUCCGAUACUUUACCCAGUAAUGUACCAAUAAAAAAGAUCCACAAGUCUAAAAAGAAGCGUAACGUUAUCCGUUCGUUGAACGUUGACUUUGUAGCCAGAUCAUUUACUCAAACAAGUGACCUUCUGCAACUGGAGGGGCAUUCGUGUCAAAAAAUAUCAUCUCGUUCUAGUAAUGUUGUCGGGAGCUUCAGUCAGGUUACUGACUGCGGUUGUUAUAUUCCCAACAUUGCGGACAUAGUUGUGUUGUGGGAGCUUCAGUCGGGUUUACUGAUUGCGGUGUUAGAAAAAGCAUAUUGGUCUUGUAUCAUCGAAAGAUGGCAUAUG
Acaulospora morrowiae is the source of this 491-nucleotide messenger RNA. The record is from the annotation of a GenBank genome assembly. NCBI's taxonomy places the organism in Eukaryota, Fungi, Glomeromycota, Glomeromycetes, Diversisporales, Acaulosporaceae.